AUGUCGCUGAACUCGUUGAACUUGGACACGGCGUGCUACAUCGUUCAUGGCACCAAUUUCCAGGUCUCGAAGAGGUACACUGUCCUGGAACAAGUGGGCCAGGGUGCUUAUGGCAUCGUUUGUGCCGCGCAGGAUGAGGAGACACAAGAGUCAGUUGCAGUGAAGAAGAUUGAGAACGCGUUUGAGCAUAUCACCUUCACGAAGCGGACUCUCCGUGAACUACGCAUUCUCCGGCACCUGCAGCACGAGAACUUGAUCGAUGUGAGGAAUAUUUUCCUGGCUGGGUCAAAGGAUGACUUCGAGGACAUCUACGUGAUCUCUGAGCUGAUGGAAACGGAUUUGGCAUCGAUUCUGAAAUCGACGCAGCCUCUUACUGAUGAUCAUUGCCAGUUCUUUCUCUACCAAAUCCUGCGCGGGAUGAAGUAUGUUCACUCAGCACAGGUGAUUCACAGAGAUCUCAAGCCACGAAACCUGUUGGUCAACGGCAACUGUGACUUGAAGAUCUGUGACUUUGGCCUAGCGAGGGUGAGCUUCUCGAAGGAGUUUCAGACCUGUCCGAUGACAGAAUACGUUUGCACGCGUUGGUAUCGGGCUCCAGAGGUCUUGUGUUCCUGGGUGGACUAUACGACGGCCAUCGACAUCUGGUCAAUUGGCUGCAUCUUUGCAGAGAUGCUGGAGCGGAAGCCGCUGUUCCCGGGGCACAACACGCAGCACCAGUUGCAGUCCAUCAUCUCCUUCCUCGGGAAGCCCAGUGCCGAGGAGCUGAAUAAGAUCAAGAACGAGAAGUGCAGGCGCUUUAUUGAAUCUCUGCCGGCGACAACAGCCCAGAGCUUGCAGGAGGUGUUCCCGAAUGCCAACCCCAGUGCCAUGGAGUUUCUGAGCGCGACUCUCCGGUUCGACCCAGAGCAGCGGGUUGCAGUCACGGAGGCCCUGACUCUGUCUUACGUCUCGCAGCUGUACUGUCCUGAGGACGAGCCAGUCCGCGGACCACUCGACACUUCGGAUUUCGAGUUCGAGAGGAGAAAAAUCAAUAUCAAGGCACUCCGGGAGGAGCUGUGGCUCGAAGUUCUGCAUUAUUACCCCGAACAGCCAGUGGCCUAG
Messenger RNA from Symbiodinium pilosum, 1101 nucleotides. NCBI's taxonomy places the organism in Eukaryota, Dinophyceae, Suessiales, Symbiodiniaceae. The record is from the annotation of a GenBank genome assembly.